GUUGACCUAUGGAGUAUUUGAGUUAACAUAUGAGCCUCGUUUUCUUUUGCAAUGCUAGCUCUUUCGAUAACCGCCUUACUUCUUUACUUAUUGCUGUUGGCCCUGAUUGAAGUGGAAGUCUGGUUAGUCGAGUGUAUACGACAUUGCCUGCGUACAUGUAUAGAUACUUGUGGGACCAGUACCAGAGGUGUGGAGAGGACAGGGAACGCACCACAGGGCACCAGCGCUUUAAAGCAGGUGGCGUCAAUGUGCACAACAACGAACGUGGGAAGAGCCUUAUGUAACGAACAUGCGUAUUCGACAUUUACCUAGCAGUUUACAAUGAUAAACUUUGGUAUACGAAUGCGUCCACCGCCUGUAGGUAAGUGGUGUACGAAUCAUAUCUGACCAUGAGGAAACAACGAACAAUCCACCACUCUUGGGUCCAAAUGUCCCCUUUUCUAUCUCUGUUUCGAUGCACGGAAUUCGGAACUGAUGGUGGAGUACCGCCAACCAAAC
Molecule: messenger RNA, 498 nt
Organism: Colletotrichum navitas
Lineage: Eukaryota; Fungi; Ascomycota; Sordariomycetes; Glomerellales; Glomerellaceae
Exons: 2
Coding region: 52-312 (86 amino acids)
Source: RefSeq, a predicted model, not a curated record